ACGUCAAUCUAGGCUGGCGGAUGGUAGGUUGCAGAGUAAGUGAAGUGGGACUGUGGUUCAUGGGGCAACAAACAGCAGCGUACGCCGGCGGUGGACAUCAAUGGUGGAGUAUUCAGGGACGGGUCUGAGAGAGACCAUUACUGGAGUUUACAUGGAGAGCUGAAACAGAAUAUGAGAUUAACAUCCUUAAUGAUGUACAUAUCUCCGGUUCUGCUGGUUAUUUUGUAUAUAUAUAUUGGAUUUUCCGAAGCUGCACCUCGCAUCAGCUCCUAUGAUGCGUCGCCUAUAUCCAGGAAGCCCGAUUCAGCCUCCGACACCUGGGAGACCUUCCACACCGACAUGCCUCGUACUUUACCCGAGAGCACGUCAGCUCUCGGUCCUCUAACCGAACUCACACCGUCGCCUGCUAUUGUUUCUGCCGGCUCGUCCACUAUUACGAGCCCUGUUUCUAAAAUUGCAACCACCUUCCAGCCCCCAACAACGGACCCGACGACGACCACCGCUAGCACUGAUACCGUCCCCGAUACUGGGAUUAUUUCAGCCACAAAAGAACAAAUAUCAGCGCUGCUUUCCAGAGUAAUCGGCGCACGCAAAAGAUCUACCGAUGCCCAAACAUCACUUUUUGCUCCAGAGAAAAUGCUACAGACCGUGGUGUCCAUGGUUUCCCAGCGCACCGCAAACGAUGCUUGGGCUGCAGAUAACAUUGGCACAUCUGUUACCUCAAUAGAGAGUCGUCAAGGGGGACUCUGUAACUGCAGCAGUGGUAGUGAGGGGAUUUUGGAUCCGGACGAGUGUGAUCACAUCACCGGUCAGUGUUUGUGUCUGUCGGGCUACACUGGUCUGCAGUGUGAGGACUGUGAGGAGGGAUUCUUCACCAACGGCACCAGCGGCUGCCUGACCUGCGCCUGUGACUCCUUUGGCGCAGUGAACCACCUCUGUGACAGCUCAGGGAUAUGUGUCUGCAAGACAGGAGUGUAUGGACCCAAGUGUGAUGAAUGCCACCCAGGUUUCUUCCACUUCAGCAGCACUGGCUGCCGGCCCUGCCAGUGUCACAACCACACCAACAACUGCCAUCCACAGUCCGGAGUGUGUUUGAACUGUGAGGGCAACACCCAAGGAUCCAACUGUGAGGAGUGUAAAGCAGGUUUCUAUCGCAGCCCUGGAGCUGCCGUGACCGAAGCCUGUGCCCUGUGUCCCUGCUCCAACUUCAGCUCCACCGGCACCUGUCACACAGAUCCCAGUGGCUCCCCAGUGUGUGAACGAUGCCUUCCCCGGUACAGUGGCUCACUCUGUGAUGAGUGCAGCUCUGGCUUUUUCAAAGCAUCUGGAGUUUGUGUUCCAUGUGACUGCAGUGGGAAUGCAGACCCUCAAGAGCCCACCCAGCUCUGUCACCCCAACACCGGCCACUGCCUACGCUGCAUCAACAACACUGCCGGGCCUCAGUGCCAGCUCUGUGCACCAGGCUUCAUCGGGGACGCCAAAGCACAUAAUUGCACCCGUCCAACUCGUCAGCUUGUUCCUACACCAGCAGACACAACCACAACAGAGGCCCCUAAGUCGAGUACAUCCUCCCCCUCCAUGCACACCACCAGCACCAUUUUGGCCUCUGCUACAGGCAUUCCAACCACCACAACCAGCAGCAACAUGAGCACGGUCCUGAGCACUGCAGCCACUACCCAGGCCUUGUUGACCAGCCUGAGCAGCCCCACCGACAACACCACAGCAGCCCUGACGGAAGUCUCCUGGACACAGUUCAAUAUCAUUAUCUUGGCUGUCAUCAUUCUGGUGGUGGUGCUGCUGCUGGGCUUUGUCGGAGGUGUGUACACCUACAGGGAGUACCAGAACCGCAAGCUCAACGCCCCCUUCUGGACCAUCGAACUGAAAGAGGACAACAUCAGCUUCAGCAGCUACCAUGACAGCAUUCCUAAUGCUGAUGUGUCAGGCCUCCUGGAGGAUGAGGCCAACGAAGUGACACCCAACGGCCAGCUGGCACUCACCACGCAGGGCAAUUGUUACAAGGCUUAGUAAUCCACCCAUCCCCAGACUGGAUACGUAGAUUUACAGAUGACACAAAGCUGCUGGAAAGUACCAAAUCCAAAACUCAGUGAUGUAUGCUUGUUACCCUGCCAGUUUGUGGCACUUCACAACGCUCUGUAAUCUUACAGUGAGAUCAAGAAGAUGUGAUCAAAGAUACGGAAAACAGAUGCAGAGCUUCCGCUUGAAACAUUUUCCUUUUGUGAUAUGAUUUUGUGUGGACAAAAUGGGAGAACAGUAAAAUGGGUCCAAAGAAAAAAAAAAAAAGGUGUUUUGUUUGAGUUAUGACUGCAAAAGGCGCUAUUGUGCAGAUUAGUAAGGUAACUGGCAUGGAGCCAGACAGGUGCAAAGCAUACACCUGUUUGCAACAAUGACCUUGACAAUGGUUAGCGGACUGCAGGAGCUUAGCAUUUCAGACAUUUUUAAAAUUGACUUUUGACUGUUUAAGGUAUAACUGGAUCACUUGAACUGUGAUCUUAAUCUGAGACAAUGAUUGUUAUUUAAUUAAUUUUUAUUCAGUUCUUAUUUAUUGGUUGAUGUUUCAUUCUUGGGAGAAAUGCUGCACACGUAUGAUGUGGUUAAUUCAUUGUGUUUUACCUUACGUGCUGUUGAAUGGUAAUUCGAAUCGCCCAGUGUGUUUUCAUGUAUAGUUUCUAUGUUUGGAAAGAGUCAUAGGUGAAAAUGAAGGCUGCUGGCACAAGCAUUUCAAUGACCUCAUAUUUUGUUUAUAGCUUCCUGACUUUUGUGCGCCAGCUCACCUGAAGUAUCUAAGAGGAGUGUUUCUUUGAUAGAAUCUACAACUACCAAUUAUAAACUCUCCCUACUUGGCAGUACUACAAGGGAGUGACUCAUACUAGGCUAACAUGCUUGUGAUUUCACCUGCUCUUUGCUGGCUACCUCAGCAAAAGUUGAACAAACCAUUUGAAAAAUGUUCCACAGAAAAAUGUUCCACUCCACAGUUGUGUGGAGGUUGGGUUCUGUGACUCAGAUGAUAAGACAUUUUGAAAAGCAGUAUUCUAGUGUUGAUACUGUUGUUAUGGAGUGAAACCAGCCUACAUCAUGUUGCAUCAGUACUUCAAAGCUUCACACUGGAUCCUGAACACAAGUCCCAUAUUUUCUGUGUUGUUUAUCAUCGGUUGGGUGUGCUUCAUGUUGCCACGGUGACUGAGUAAAGCUAAUUAUGGAACUAACUCCUCAGGUACUGGCUCUUUCCCUAAUGUGAUCACUGUAAAUAUGAUUAUUGUACAGAUGAAUGUGAAUAGUAGCACUAUUAUUGUACAGGUAGAAUACUGUGUGUACACUGUCACUCAAGAAGCUCCCAACCUUCACUCUGCAGGGUGUGAUUUUGCAGUCAGCCCACAGCUUUUUGUAUUUUUAUUUCUUAUUCUCAUUGGACUUUGCUAUUUACACAGCUGCAAGACUAAAACGCGCCACGCAGAAUUCAAAACAAAAAAUAAAAUGAUGUAAAUAAUACCCCAAAGUCAGAACUCACCUCUCAAAUAAAAAUGGGUUUAACUCUU
Messenger RNA from Scatophagus argus, 3554 nucleotides. RefSeq names its product multiple epidermal growth factor-like domains protein 9. Bases 172 to 2025 code for a protein of 617 amino acids. NCBI's taxonomy places the organism in Eukaryota, Metazoa, Chordata, Actinopteri, Scatophagidae. Gene Ontology annotation, biological process: axon guidance. The transcript is spliced from 6 exons. The record is from RefSeq and is a predicted model, not a curated record. Gene Ontology annotation, cellular component: basement membrane. Gene Ontology annotation, molecular function: extracellular matrix structural constituent.